AUGGAAUUUCCAAGUCAUAAGGAUAACUUAGAUGUUAAAGAUUUUUCACCUUCACAAACUCGUCAAAGGCGUUCUUCUUCAAUAAUUCAACAUUUAGAACCCGAUAAUCAGGAUACCAAGAUAGAUCAGCAAUUGAAUCCAAAUGUCAAUGCUAAUUGGGUACAUUACAAAGGUGCCUGGACUGUUCAUUUUGUAAUCAUCAUACUUUUGAAAGUAUUCUUUAAUUUUAUUACAGUAUUGGAUAAUAACUGGAAAUGGACUUUGGUUAAUUUGACUUAUUGUAUUGGAUCGUACAUCAUGUUCCACCAAGUAAAAGGGACCCCUUUCGAAUUCAACAACGGAGCUUAUGACAACUUAACUAUGUGGGAGCAAAUCGAUAAUGGUGAUCAAUAUACACCAGCCAAAAAGUUUUUGAUGUCAGUCCCUAUCUUCCUAUUUUUAAUUUCAACUCAUUAUGCAAAUUAUAAUUUAAACUUAUUUAUUUUGAAUGGUGUAAGUUGCUUAUGUGUUGUUGUUCCAAAAUUGGCUAUCAGUCAUAGAUUAAGAGUCACAUUGUAUUGA
Messenger RNA from Yamadazyma jaroonii, 561 nucleotides. NCBI's taxonomy places the organism in Eukaryota, Fungi, Ascomycota, Pichiomycetes, Serinales, Debaryomycetaceae. The record is from the annotation of a GenBank genome assembly.